UGGCGUGGUUCCCUCUCCCCCCUCGUCCCGGUCUCCGGGCAACAGUGACGCGGGGGCGGGACCUGUGAGGAGCCGGGUCGCCAUGCUGAGCUGGGCCGCGCGCCGGGCAGAGUGUCCCUCGCGGCCGGCGGAAGAAGAGCUCGCAGCUAAAAUCCUCCAGAGAGCCUGGUGGAGUCACAUCGACAGGAGGCUGUUCAGGCUGCUAACACACACCAUCCGGGCCGCGGAGCAUUGCAUUACAUAUGAGAUUGUGAGGAGAGUGAGUCCUUUAGAAGCUGAACUUAUAAAAGAUCCUAGUAUGCAGUGUAAAGUCAGAUUCAGGUUUGCUGGUCAUGAGUUUCCACCUUUCAUUGUGUUCAAGAUUUUUCGCCAUACUGGAGGCCAAGGCAGCAAGUACAUAAGUGGAAAAAGAACAAUAAGUCCAGCAAGUGAGGCAGCAGUUGAUGCUUGCAGGUUGAUGGGACAUCGGAAAUAUUAUGAUCAAAUGAUACAGGAUGAACUUCAAUACCAAAACCACAAAAUAAUAGAUGAAACAGACGUUGCUACAGUGAAAGAUUACAUGCAAUACAUCAGUAACCUGGAUGAGACCCCAGCAUACUUUGGUGGCAGGGAUAACUGCUGGAGAAAAUUGUCUCUGGAAAACUUUCCCAGGACAAUGAUAAUGUAUGACAUAAUGGAUUAUGCACAGUCUGGGACACUGUCAAACCGACUUAAGGAGAAACUGACAUUUCUGCUCCUGAGGCCACAGAAUGAAGAGAUACGGCAUGAUCAACUCAUGACUGUUUCUCGAGUCAGGUCUCCUACACCUUGUCCUCCAACAGCCACCUCUUCAUCUAGGUCUUAUCAGCCCUCUUCACUGCCUAGACCUUCAGUACGUCGUUCUCGCCAAGCUCGACAGAAAGUAGCAAAAAUGAAAAGAGUUCAUGCACUUGAAAAAGAAAGAGAGGAACAGAAAUUGGAUGUUACAAAUAGAAGCCACUUAACUGAACAUCAAGAAACUAUGACUGCAUCAGUUGAAGACCUUGAGGAUCAUUCUGUCUUUUCUGAUGAAGAGUGGGAGCAAGAGGCAGCUAAAUUGUAUGCCUGGUCUCAGGCAUUAUCUCUUGAAGACAAUGGAGAAUCUUCACUCACACCUAAUUUCUGAAUUUUACUAAUGGUUAUUUCACAUUAGCAGUAGUGGUAAACAGAAAACAUUUUCAAGUCUUUCCUACCCUGCUGUAAAUAUGUUGCAAAUUUUGAUCAUAGAGAACAUGGGAUUACAUACAUAUAAUUGCUUUUACCUUGGCUGUAACAGAUUUAGAAUUUGAGCUACGUACAGGUUAUCUGUGAACAUUGUAUGUUUUGUGUACAAUGUAUGAUUACAGUAAUUGUUUUUGCUGUGCCAUUGUUUAUUUCAUUUUCAUUAUGGAAUGGUACUAAGUGGUGAAGAUUGCAUCCCACAAUAAGCUCAAUUUCCAGCCUCUGCUCCCUACUUCCCAAAAUGAAACCAGUCUGCCUGAAAAUUCACAUGCAGCAUUUCAUUCCAGGGUAGAAUUUUUAUGGGAAGGUUGAAAUGAAAUCCUGAAAGCAAUAUUAAAGUUAUAGGGCCAGAUACAGGGCCAUAUUAAGGUUCUUUUGUACAGCUCUGGGAGCAAAGCAACUUUAAAGCCAUCUUAAUCAAUUAUAUGGAGAUUCUACCAGCAAAGGACAAUCCCCAAAUGAUGUGGAGCCAGCAAGCCAGCUUUGUCACAGCUUGCUGGUACUCUCAUAAUGGACAUGUCCAUGCCCUUUUUCUUGAUGAAGAAAGUGAGAAAAUGUAAAGAACUAAUACUACUUGACCCAAAAACUUUAUUCCAUUUGAAACCUGGACACUUUUUAAUUAAACAAAAACUAUAUAAAAUCAAUACGCUAUUUCCAUUGCAGAACAAAAUUAUGGGCACAACUAAGGUUAGGUGAGUGAUGUAAAUUUAGUGACUUUUUUGGUAAGGUGUAGAAUUUCUGUAAAGAAAGAAGGGGUUGUUUAUUUUGAUUUUUUGAGUGCUACCUGAACUGCACUGAAAAGUACUUCCUGAAGGUUUUUUGUUGGCGAAUUUAGUUUACUUAAAUGUAUUUAGAGCUCAGUCUUGUUCCUGUUGACUUCAGUGGGUAUAGUAUUGAGCCAAUUAAGCCCAAUCCAACUCCACUGGGAAUCAACGGAGAAAUUCUCAUUCAGUUCACUGAGAGUUGAAUCUAGUUCCAUACGAUUUAAGAACAUAAGGAUUUGUUCAAUUAAAAACUGAAGUUCAGUUUCACCAGCA
This is a messenger RNA of Chelonia mydas (Green sea turtle), 2276 nucleotides long. RefSeq names its product chromosome 1 CXorf58 homolog (gene C1HXorf58). The coding region runs from base 83 to 1144 and encodes 353 amino acids. Lineage: Eukaryota; Metazoa; Chordata; Testudines; Cheloniidae. The record is from RefSeq and is a predicted model, not a curated record. The transcript is spliced from 8 exons.